Messenger RNA from Chinchilla lanigera (long-tailed chinchilla), 3513 nucleotides. RefSeq names its product mannosidase, alpha, class 1B, member 1 (gene Man1b1). Lineage: Eukaryota; Metazoa; Chordata; Mammalia; Rodentia; Chinchillidae. Bases 127 to 2118 code for a protein of 663 amino acids. Gene Ontology annotation, cellular component: endoplasmic reticulum; membrane. The transcript has 13 exons. The record is from RefSeq and is a predicted model, not a curated record. Gene Ontology annotation, molecular function: calcium ion binding; mannosyl-oligosaccharide 1,2-alpha-mannosidase activity. Gene Ontology annotation, biological process: N-glycan processing; carbohydrate metabolic process.
GCGCAUUCGGUUGUAGGGCCAUGGGCGGGGUGUGGAUUGUAAAGCGAUGGCCGUCCCCGGUCCGCUUCAGACUCUGGCUUUUUGAAGCCGCAAUCAAGCGGGCUCUCGAAGGCCGGCAACGUCACCAUGUACCCCCCGCCGCCGCCGGCGCCUCACCGGGACUUCAUCUCGGUGACGCUGAGCUUAGGCGAGAGCUACGAUAACAACAAGAGCCGGCGGCGGCGCUCGUGCUGGAGGAAAUGGAAGCAGCUGUCGAGAUUACAGCGGAACGUGAUUCUUUUCCUGUUGGCCUUUCUGGUUCUGUGUGCAUUCCUGUCCUACACCCACUUGUCCAGCCAGUGGAAAGCUCUAGGCGGCAGCCCCACAGAAGGGGAGAGGCUGAGGGUGGAAAUGCCUGGACUGAAACCAGCAAACCCACCUGUGUUACCAGCUCCUCAGAAGGCGGACGCCAGCCCAGAGAACAUGCUCACGAUGUUGCCUCAGAAACCUUGGAAGCAUAUCCGGCGGGGACCACCCCGUCUGCAGAUUAGGGCCCCCAACAUAGACACCAAGGACGGGACGCAGGGUGAGGAUAAGGAGCAAGUGGCCGCCCCGAGGGACACUCGCCAGGAAGAAACUCCACAGCGAACAGUCAUCAGCUGGCGGGGAGCAGUGAUUGAGCCUGAGCAGGGCACCGAACGCCCUUCAAGAAGAGUAGUGGCCUCCACUGUGCCCUCUGUGCCAGCAGCGAGGAUGCAGACGGACCCUGGCUCCCCGAAUGCACGCCAGAAAGGGGUGAUUGAGGCCUUUCUCCAUGCAUGGAAAGGAUACUGCAAAUUCUCCUGGGGCCACGAUGAGCUGAAGCCAUUGUCCAGGUCCUUCAGCGAGUGGUUUGGCCUGGGUCUCACCCUGAUCGAUGCCCUGGAUACCAUGUGGAUUCUGGGUCUAAAAAAAGAAUUUGAAGAAGCCAGGAACUGGGUAUCAACAAAGCUGAACUUUGAGAAAGAUGUGGAUGUCAACCUGUUUGAGAGCACCAUCCGCAUCCUCGGGGGCCUGCUGAGUGCCUACCACCUGUCGGGGGACAGCCUGUUCCUGAGGAAAGCUGAAGACUUUGGAAACCGGCUGAUGCCUGCUUUCUCCACGCCCUCCAAGAUCCCGUACUCCGACGUGAACAUUGGCACUGGAGUCGCCCACCCACCCCGGUGGACUUCAGAUAGCACAGUGGCCGAGGUGACGAGCAUCCAGCUGGAGUUCCGGGAGCUCUCUCGCCUCACGGGGGUUAAGAAAUUCCGGGAGGCCGUGGAGAACGUGACGAGGCACAUCCACUCCCUGUCUGGGAAGAAGGACGGGUUGGUGCCCAUGUUCAUCAACACGCACAGUGGCCUCUUCACCCACCUGGGCGUGUUCACCCUGGGCGCCAGGGCUGACAGCUACUACGAGUACCUGCUGAAGCAGUGGAUCCAGGGCGGGAAGACAGAGACACAGCUGCUGGAGGACUACCUCGCAGCUGUCCAGGGGAUAAAAGCACACCUGCUGCGGCGCUCCGAGCCCAAGAAGCUCACCUUCGUCGGGGAGCUUGCCCACGGCCGCUUCAGUGCCAAGAUGGACCACCUGGUGUGCUUCCUGCCAGGGACACUGGCCCUGGGCGUCCACCACGGCCUGCCCACCGAACACAUGGAGCUGGCCCUGGCGCUCAUGGAGACCUGCUACCAGAUGAACCAGCAGAUGGAGACAGGGCUGAGCCCUGAGAUUGCCCACUUCAACACCUUCUCCCAGCCCGGCCUGAAGGACGUGAUAGUCAAGCCGGCUGACAGGCACAAUCUGCUGCGCCCGGAGACUGUAGAGAGCCUGUUCUACCUGUACCGCUUCACGGGGGACCGCAAGUACCAGGACUGGGGCUGGGAAAUCCUGCAGAGCUUCAACAAGCACACGCGGGUCCGCUCUGGUGGCUAUUCUUCCAUCAACAACGUCCAGAGCAUCCACAAGCCAGAGCCCAGAGACAAGAUGGAGAGCUUCUUCCUGGGCGAGACGCUCAAGUACCUCUACCUGUUGUUUUCCGACGAUAGAGACCUGCUCAGCCUGGACCACUACGUAUUUAACACUGAAGCCCAUCCGCUGCCCAUCUGGAGCCCUGUCUAGGGGCGGCUCCCAGCCUGGGCCUGUGGGAGGGAAGCAGCUGCCUUUUGGGGCCCUGGGUGUUUUCACAGUGCCUGUGUGGUGGCAGCAGGCAGCUGCUGAGGGUCCCUGUGCUCCUGCCCUGGCCAUUGUCUCUGCAUGGGUCAGCAGGCAUGGGGUCAGCAGGCAUGGGAUUCAGGGUGGUUAGUCCACGGGAGCCUCCAGCUUCCUUGACGACACUCGGAUCGUCAGUCUUGACCCCUGAACACCUGUCACUUGUUGCAGGGAGCCAUGUGGUGGUCCCAGGACCGCUGGUCACCUGGGCUGCUCCAGCCCCUUGCGUUCUGAGAGGAGCUGGCUGGUAGCCGGUGAGGCAGCUGAGCCACAGCCAAGAGUGCAGGGGUGUCAGGCUGCCGUGGCCUGCUGUGGUGUUUACAUGUUGGACUCAGGGAUCUUCUUGGCUGCUCUGCAGGGCCCAGGCUGCCAGAUGGAAUGGGACUUCUCAGCUGGAUGUGGUCAGCUCCCUCUGCCCAUGACAGUGCCCAGAAGUGAGGGGUCCCUGUGGGUGGGGAGAGGCCUGUGGAGGUCCCUUAUCCUGCAUCUCGCAUGGGGCCACUUCCUAUGGUGGAGGAGGACCCUCGUCCUGGGUAGUACCCUGUGGCCAGGACAGGAGGCGCCUAUGCCACACCCGCCUGAAGUGGGGUCUUUGUGCCUUUGUGUGGUCCUCCUUGUCCUGGUGUGUCAGGGGCAGUGCCCCCAUCCUGAGGCUGAUGCCGCCCCCCAGGCUGGGGCACCCCCUAGGGUAGCACACUCCACUCCCAUGUGAACCCUGAGGAGCCCAUGGUUGGGGCCUCUUUGCCUGGAAAGCCAAGAGCACAGGCAGCACAGGGCCUUUGCACCACAUGCCCCUGCAGACCCAGUUCAUGAGGUGGGCAGGACCUGUCCUCUGGCCACCUGCAGCUCGGCGUCAGGGUGGCAGCCCCAUUCCCUCCUGGGACAGCAGGUGCCCAGGGGCUUCCUCUGAAAUGCCUGCUCUCAAGUGUUUGUGGGAAAGGACCAGCCGAUGCGUCCCUAGCCCUCCCCACACAGGGUGGCUGUGCUGUGCCCUCCUGAGCCAGGCUCAUGGGCUCGCAAGUGGGCAGCUGAGGACACCCAUUCCUCUGGCACCCAGCCUUGCUUGCAGUUGUGCUGCCAGGGCAGGGUGGCUAAGGCUGGGGACUUAGAGACAGCAGCUGUCCUGGGGGCCAGGGACCAACUGCCGUGCAGGGAGCCAGUGCUCUGCAUGGUGUGGCUGCAGUGCCCCAACCCUGUGUGGAGCGCUGUCCAGGGCGUCACCCUGGGAAAGAGCGCAUUCUGUCAUUACCCGAUACCGACCUCAGCACCGAAGAGUCUGUGCUUUAUUAAACGUUUAUUGGUUCA